Molecule: messenger RNA, 1765 nt
Organism: Plodia interpunctella (Indianmeal moth)
Lineage: Eukaryota; Metazoa; Arthropoda; Insecta; Lepidoptera; Pyralidae
Exons: 2
Coding region: 135-1484 (449 amino acids)
Source: RefSeq, a predicted model, not a curated record
CGCAUUUCCACACGGUUUGCACACGAGUUAGCUUAUCAUUAUAUAUAUCGCGGGCCGACGCGUAGCCAUUAUCAGUAAUACUAUCAUUGUUUUUACUAGUGCAGUGAAGUGAUAAUAGCUCAUAUUCGACCAAAAUGCCUUGCUACAACAAAACCCGUCAAUGCAACGCAAUUUGCGACAAGUCAGCAUGCAUCUGCAUUCCGACCAAUGGGAAACCCUGCGUCUGCCUUUAUGUGGUCAACGAUGACAUCAUCCAAUGCAACGAGUGCUGUAACAAUGGCAAGUGUGAUUGCAAGUGUGACAAAGGAGUCUGCUUCAAAACUGCCGGUUCUACCUGCAUUUGCGUGUGUAAGGAUGAUAACGGAAAGGUUAAGAAGUGUGACGAUUGCUCUUGUAAUCUCAUUUGCACAAACUGCCUUUGUGAUAAUGCAGGUCAAUGUGUCUGUCUUCGAACCGAAGGGAGAUCUUGCAUUUGCGUCAAAGAUGACGAAACAGGGAAUAUCAUUAAAUGCAAUGACUGUGAAUGUACAACUGGGAAAUGUGAGUGCAAAUGUAAGGAUGCUAAGUGCACUUGUAUUGGAACUGGAGGAAAAUCAUGCAUUUGUGUAAGGAAAGACGAAAAAGAAGGUGUAAAGAAGUGUAAUAGUUGCACCUGUUGUAAUAUUUGUGACAAUUGCGAUUGUCAGAAGAAAUGUGACAAGAAAGGUUGCGUUUGUCUACUAACUGAUGGAAAAGCCUGUAUUUGUGUCUGUGAAGAUAACAAGGGCAAUAUUAUAAAGUGCAAUGAUUGCAAAUGUACCAAUACCGGUAGUUGUGACUGCAAAUGCGAUGCUUCUAAAUGCAUCUGCAUUAAUACUGAAGGGAAAUCUUGUGUCUGCGUUUGCCGAGACGAAAAAGGAGGUAUCAAGAUGUGCGAUGACUGCACUUGCACCAAUACUUGUAAUGAUUGCGCCUGUGAGAAAAAAUGUGACAAGAAAGGUUGCGUUUGUCUACUAACUGAUGGAAAAGCCUGUAUUUGUGUCUGUAAAGAUAACAAGGGCAAUAUUAUAAAGUGCAAUGAUUGCAAAUGUACCAAUACCGGUAGUUGUGACUGCAAAUGCGAUGAUUCUAAAUGCAUCUGCAUUAAUACUGAAGGGAAAUCUUGUGUCUGCGUUUGCCGAGACGAAAAAGGAGGUAUCAAGAUGUGCGAUGACUGCACUUGCACCAAUACUUGUAAUGAUUGCGCCUGUGAGAAAAAAUGUGACAAGAAAGGUUGCGUUUGUCUACUAACUGAUGGAAAAGCCUGUAUUUGUGUCUGUGAAGAUAACAAGGGCAAUAUUAUAAAGUGCAAUGAUUGCAAAUGUACCAAUACCGGUAGUUGUGACUGCAAAUGCGAUGAUUCUAAAUGCAUCUGCAUUAAAACUGAUGAAAAGUCAUGUGUCUGUCUUUGCCGAGACGGAAAAGGAGGUAUCAAAAAGUGUGAUGACUGUGCUUGCUCUAACUAACAUCUGUAAAUAGAAAGAUGGUAUACCUAUUCUGCGUUAUUGUAAAACAUUUAAUGAAGCACAUUAUUUCAUUUUAUUUUAAAUUUUAUUAUAUGCAUUGAUUAUUUUUUGCUAAUUUUAUCAUAAAAUAUAUUUCUCUAUUUACCCAUAUUCAUAUACAUAAUAAGGAUAUUUUAGUUUGUGUAACCUUUACUAAAGGUGGUGGGUUAACUUAGCAAAUAGCACUGUAAACGCAUUAUUAUUGUUUUUUGAUAUCAAAUAAAUUAUUAUAUUAAAAUGUC